AAAAUCUUUGUCGGAACAAGAAAAAAAAACAGUGAAAAUGGUAAGCAAAAAUCUUACGACGACGUUGCUCCUCUUCACCACCUUUCUCUUCAUUUCCGGAUCAAUCUCAGCCGUUCAUUCCUCUCCACGACUUAACGCAACGACCAAAGAUCUAGAGUUCGUCCGAACAAGCUGCAACGUCACUCAAUAUCCAGACCUCUGCUUCAAGUCUCUCGCGGGCUACGCCUCCACCGUUCAUGAAAGCCCGGCGAGGCUAACCAAAGUCUCAGUCGAUGUUGCGAUUUUAGAAGCUAAAUCAACGGUUGUGUUUCUCUCCAGACUCUCGCGGUCCGCACCCGAAGUCAAAAACUGUGUUUCUUACGUAAGAUACGCAUUAGACUCAAUGAGAGAUGAUUGUCUCCCAAUACUACGAAACAUUAUACGUGGAGGCGGCGUCGCGGCGGCUCCGUCACCGGCUGCUCCCCCGUCCUCGGAGGUGUUUAGUAAUAAGAUGGAUGACGUGAUUACGUAUAUGAGUACAGUGAUUACGUUUGAGGAAACGUGUACGGACGAAUAUGAAGAUGAAGAAGGAAAGGUCAAGACUGUUGUUUGUGAUCGGGUGAACAAACUGAAAAUGUUUUCUAGUAUUGCUCUUUCCCUUGCGAACAGUUUAGCCAAGAAUGGAUCUUCUCCAUGAGAUUAGAUUAUGAAGAUUUUUAAUUUUUAAUUUUAUCGGUUAGUCGGAUAAUUUGUUCUUAUAUUGUUUAAGGUUUCUUUUGAUAAAUUAAUAUAUUAUCGGUUUUAAUAUUAAAAUUGUCAUUGUUGUGUGUAAAAUUUGAGUUGUUACUUCUAAAAUAUAGUGGGUUCAACGGUUUAUGCUUCAUUAUAUUGUCUCUAUCUGUGUUUAAAAAGGCGAUCGCCUUUUGCGCAAAGGCGCAAGGCGCAGUAAGGCGACGGUCCCACCGCCAUAGACCUCUAAGGCGAGGCUAAGUCCGUAAGGCGCUCGCCAUACUGCGCCUUUGGCUUAACUACAAUGCGCCUUAAGCGCUUCAAAAGCGUGCUUUGUAGUUUCUAUUAAAAACUACUUUCACCAAACCCUUAAAACAUCUUGAAAACCAUGUAACAACUACUCUGACCAACCCUUUAAAGACCCUUACAACAUGAAGCUUAGAUUUUUAGUUUUCAAGUUCUCUGUUUUAGUUAUUGGAUUUUAUCAAUGAGUAUAUAGGUGACUGUAUUAGUGUGUAUAUGACUAACUGGUAUAGCUGACUAUAUUAGAUUGUACACGACUCUAACUGUC
Molecule: messenger RNA, 1279 nt
Organism: Brassica napus (rape)
Lineage: Eukaryota; Viridiplantae; Streptophyta; Magnoliopsida; Brassicales; Brassicaceae
Product: pectinesterase inhibitor 11-like
Exons: 1
Coding region: 38-676 (212 amino acids)
Biological process (GO): negative regulation of catalytic activity
Molecular function (GO): enzyme inhibitor activity
Source: RefSeq, a predicted model, not a curated record